CGUAGCUGGAUUUUAAACAAUAUAUUGCUUAAGAAAGAUGUCUAAGUUAAAGAGAGCAAGCUAGCUUUUUAUAUGGGUUGUUUAUAUUAGUUUAAAGAAGAACGUUAAAACUUGGCUGGGAUAUAUAUAUCUAAAAGAAGUUAGCUAGCUACAUAGAGGUUAGCUAGAUGCAAAGAGGUUAACUAUCUAGGAUUUUUAUGUAAUUCAAACAUGGAGAAAAGGACACGUGUUCCAUAAAUUUAAAAUGAUGGUAUUUCAAAAUGGCACCCAUUACGACUCUAUGUACACAAACACCGAAGAAACCGUGUUGGCAAUUAUACUAUGUGUAACAAUAUGCUUGUCUUUGUAUGGUAAUCUUGGAAUGCUUGUUGUGUUGUAUAAAAAUGAUAAAAUGUGGACCAGUACGAACAUGUUAAUUGGAAACCUAGCAUUAUCCGGACUGCUUGUGUCGCUGUUAUGUAUGCCAUUCAGUUUGUCAUCGGUGGUUAACAGCCGGUGGAAUUUCAAGGAGGGUUCGGUCUGUAAAUUUAACGCUUUUAUGACAUCGGAAUUAUUGCUAGCCACCAUACUUACUCACACUAUGAUUAGUGUUGACAAAUAUUUUGCCGUCGUGAAGCCGUUUAGUCGGGCCAUGACUGUUAAAAGAACUUGGAAGAUUAUCUUUUUAGUUUGGUUCAUAUCUGGUAUUAUGACAAUUGGACCACUUUUCAAUGUGGGUAAAUACGCAUAUAAUCACACGACAUUGAUAUGUGGAGUUGGUUUUCCAGAGAAGAAACGUGACUCGAUAUAUCUUUUAAUGUUAGCGACAAUCGGGUUCCUUGUUCCAAAUCUGGUCAUGGGUCACGUGUAUUUAAAGGUGUUCCUCGCGGUCCGCCAGCAUACAAAGCGACUACAAAGUACGACUACGUCAUCUUUGGAUGUUCUUCAACUUCAGAAGAAAUUGAUUUUAACUGUAUUUUUCAGCUUGUUGUGCUUUUUAGUAUGUUGGACGCCAUUUUGUGUGUUUGUUCUCAUGGCUAUUUUUCUAGACAGUGCAAAGGAUUUACCGUACGGCUUAGGGAUUUCUGCGUACUGGUGUGGAUACGUAUACAAUGCUAUAAACCCGUUAAUUAUCUGCAGUAUGAGUGCCAGAUUCGGAAACGGACUAUACGAAAUGACACUAUACCUUUCUCGGUUACCGUAUAAUUCAUUCAAUGCAUGCGAAAUGAUUUGCUGCUGGAACAGAAAGACCUUCAAUUACUCACCCAGUUCGGCAAGCUCUGGCGAUAUCGAAUGCAACGAAACACCACCACUUCAAACUCUUUAUCCGCACAAUUCAAAACUAUCCGAAACUGGUAAAGUUCUCACAAACGCAUCUGGCGACAAGUUAGUCAAUGGGACUGCAUCUAUUAAGAGUACUACUUCCAAUAACAGCGCUAACUCGAUUGUUAUCGCUACAAAUGAUACUGAAGCAACAAGUAGGACAGAGUUUUAAAAUUGAAAAUAAUAAUAUUAAGAAUUGAAAUAUAUACAAAAAAUUUGCA
Messenger RNA from Hydractinia symbiolongicarpus, 1523 nucleotides. RefSeq names its product beta-2 adrenergic receptor-like. The record is from RefSeq and is a predicted model, not a curated record. Gene Ontology annotation, cellular component: membrane. Gene Ontology annotation, molecular function: G protein-coupled receptor activity. Lineage: Eukaryota; Metazoa; Cnidaria; Hydrozoa; Anthoathecata; Hydractiniidae. The coding region runs from base 245 to 1474 and encodes 409 amino acids. Gene Ontology annotation, biological process: G protein-coupled receptor signaling pathway. The transcript is spliced from 2 exons.